UGGCAAUUAAUUGUUGCGCUCCCUUGGAGCGGCGAUGUCGUCCCUGGUUCUAAACUUCUAGCGGCACUGCUGGCCGCACUUGUGGCGUACGGGAAUUCCCCUCAAGUUGUCUUCCUCCGUCACUCUGACUCUCGCUGAGAUAUCAGAGAGGUAGCGAACGCGAUUGAAGUUUUGUGGCUUCAUUCAAAUUUGGAAACUUCUCUUCGACCGCCAAACACAAGCAAAACCCCCAACGGGUUUCACACUCUUUUUGCUCUCAAAGCUAUCAUAUAUUAUUUGCACAAAACCUCUGUAAAACCCCUGUUCUGUUUUUGUUUCUUAGUGAUUGACCCAAAAACCAUUUACAGUCAUGGAUGAAGGGCAAGGGGUUCUGAACUUCUCGGCAAAAGUUUCACAUGAAGCUAAACUCAAAGAACUGUUGCAUAGACUCACUUCGGUUGAGAUUAAAUUGUGCUCGGAUGCUACGAAGGAAUUUGUCAAGGUAUUAAAAGGUGAUGAUGGUGGGGAACUGCUUCGUCAGUAUGUUCGGGCUUCUCCCAGGUGCUCUGAACUUUUGGAUGCAUUGAAGCUUAGGCAAGGGAAGGAGGGAAUGUCAUACAUUUUUGAAUUAAUUGCUAAUUUGUUGAGUCAUCACGAGGGUAAAUAUAAAUCAAAUGAUGCCGAGUUAGUUGCUAUCAGUAGGGAUCUUGAUAAGUUUGCUCGAUCACUUGUUACAGAAAAUCUUGGUGAUGUUUACAAGGAACUGAAUAGUAAAGAAGCUAAGCGCCAAAAGGCUGCUCUCUUGCUGAUGGCUUCAAUUGUUCGCCGAGGGCCAAGUUUGGCUUCCGAGGUCUCGAAAUGUUUUGAUUUCAAACUUGCUGGGUUUACCAAGCUUGCAGAGCAAAAAUGGAAAGAAAAUGAGAAACUGAUUAAGAAUUCACUCAGGAAAUCGUUUGUUGGAUUUGCAAUGUCGUUUUUAGAGGUUGGAAAGCCUGGAUUGUUGAGGUGGGUUCUACAGCAAAAGGAAAUGUAUUCUGGGGUUCUUCGUGGGCUAGGAAAUGAUGAUGAUGAGACUGUCAUUUAUGUAUUGUCGACAUUACGGGAUAGAGUUCUUGUUGAAGAGGCAUUGGUAUCACCAGCUCUUCGGAGUGUUCUAUUUGGAAAUGUGACAUUGGAGCAAUUGAUUAACAUUUGUGGAAGGGACGGUGGUGGACCCACUGCAGAGCUAGCAUAUAAUCUUCUAGUUCUGGUUUGUACGGAUCCAUGUAAUGGAUUAAUGCCUGACUUGACAAAGCGUCCAAUUCCAUUGAGGGGCAAUACUAAGAGAAUUAUGGGGCUUAUGAAAAAACUAAAUGCUACUGAAAUUCAAUAUCACAGAGAUUUGCUGUUGGCCAUUGUCAAUAGCCAACCUUCUUUUGGUUUGUCUUAUUUGGAAGAGUUUCCUUACAACCUUGAAGAUUAUAUGUCACCUUCUUGGUUUGCUGCAGUGUCUUUAGCUGCUAGCUUGGUUUCCUUGAUUGUCAAUGGCCCUUCUAGGGAAUUCAUCAAUUCUCAAUUAAAUGAUCUAAACAUGUUUGGCAAUAUGGAUGUGCAAAGGGUCAUGAAAUGCAUGUUUCCUCGUCCAUUCAGCCGGUCAAUGAUUAAUAAGGGAUUACUUCACACUGAUUUUCUGGUGAAACAUGGUACUCUAAGACUUCUUUUGGAGUUACUCAAGUUUUUGGACUCUCUAAUUAGUGCAUCGAACUGUAGGUCUUCUUCCACCAAUCAAUCAAUGCAACCUAUUAUACCUUUCAAGCAAGAAAUACAGAAUGAUGUUCAAGCAUUGCUUCCUGAUCCACAAGUUUUAUUAAAUUUACUUUCGUCUUUAGAUAGGUGCUCCAAAACACACGACUCAUGCUUGAAAAGAACUGGAAGCCAUCUUAAACAUCACAGCAGAAGGAUCAAAAAGCUAAAAAUGGACACUGCUGAGAGGGACAUAGCUAUAGUUGUGGGUGGGAUAAGUUCUGUUUCUGAUGUUCCUUUAUCUGUCAAUGGGGAAGGUGUCUCUGAUGCACCAAGAGCUGAUGUAUUAGAUGAUGAAGAGGAUCUUAUCAGAAUAGUGAGGAAAAUCUGGGGCCUGGAAAUGUGUUCCUUGAUAAUUACCACACCAAAGGAAGUGGCGAAUUACUUGCACUCUAAACUGCUUGAUGCUCUCAAAUACUUUCACCGCAUUGUGCCUCAUGCAUUGGGUGGAUCAUUUGAAUUUUUUAUUGGUCUUCUCAGCAACCCAUUGGAGUUGCCAGUUGAUCUACAGGUCUCACUAUUGUCUUUGCUCAUGGAAUAUAUUGAAUGGCAUCCAAAUAAUGAAAUUCCCUUGAGAACUCCACCGAUUCUGUACAAACACCUACAGUCUUUCAUCAAACUGUUGAUAUUUUCAACAGUUAACAGUGUUAGGCAUCAGGCUUAUAGAUUGGCAAAGGCAGCUAUUUUCAGUACUGGUGCUUUUGACAGGAACCUUCAUGAGAUUGAAGCAUGGCUUUUGUUUUUACCAGGUCAUCAAAGAAAUAAAUCCUCUGCCAAUAGCUUGGAGGUGGAAGCGUUACAUAGUUUGUGUUCGAUUGUCAUUUCAUUCUUGUGUGAUGCUGUUUCUACGGUUGGGAAUAAUUUAGUCAAAUAUUGGGAUCUCCUUAAGAGUUAUGUUCACAGUUUGGAAGGCGUUGGAGACCUAUCUCUUGAUUUCAGCCCUCUUAUAACAUGUGUUAUGGAGAAAUGUCUGAGAUUGAUCCACUCUAAAUCUGGAACCUACUCGUUGCCUGAAAAAUCAAUGGUGUUAUUAUACAUGUGCAACACAGUGAAGUUUCUCCUGCAGACACAGGUUGAUGCAGAAUUGCUUUCUGCUUUACUUAAUAAACAAUUGACUGAGAGACUUGGUGGCUUUGAUGAAAAUGAGGAAUUCUUGUGUGAGUGGAAUUCACUGAAGAAUUUUUGGCUCUUUGUGCGGAGCAUAUCACAGCAACAUGGUGGUUGUCAUUUUUGUAAUGACAGAUCUAUCCGUUCAAAUAGUUCCUUUACAAGUACACUUGGUGAAAUAGAAAGAUUUUUAAGUAAUGGAUGUUUUGAUGAAACGCCAGGAAUAGCUAUAGCUUUUAUAUCCUCUAUUUUAUGUGUAGAAGUUGAUGAGGUAUUGAUGAAUAUGCCAAAGCUUGUGAUUAUUUCUCACAAUCUGCAAGGAAUCCCUUUAUCAAUCUUAUCUUCAGUGUUUUUCCUGGAUCACAGUGCUCUUUUCCGUGCUUUUGAGUUAUGGCCUCAAAUGUUCUGUGCUGGCCUGGACAUGGCUGUUUCAGAUCUUAGUGGCAGUGGUAAUAACACUGCUGCUGCUGGGAUAAAUUGUAACCAACUUUUUGAUACAACUGAAGUUGAUGCUGCAGCAUUUAGCCUCUUCCUGAAACAGGCGCCUUUCCAUCUGUUAUUUCCUGCAACGAUGUGUAUGAAAGGCCCUUGCUCAUCAGAGCUUUCUAAGAUGCAAGAACUACUGUUUGACAAAUUAUCAGAGUGCACUAGCCAUUGCUCUCUCCUCAAUCUGCGUCUAAUUCUCCAUUGGACUCAUCAAAUUCAGUCAUAUCAUAACUUGAACCCAUCAGUUGAAAUAGAACAACUUUCCCAUAUAUGUCUUGUCCUUGUAAGGAAGUUAUUAGCAAAGCUAUUGGUUUCAGAAUGUAGUUCUGACUGUGCUAAAAGUUCUGGCUCUUGUCCAUUAACUCAUAAGAUGCAUGAAGUGGCUAAAGUCAUUUUUACUCAUCCUUCUGUUUUGAUGUCAUUGUCCUUUCCUUUGGGAAAUGUUCAGAACUUUGCAAGCAACAUUGAGAACAGCUUUGAUGGGCUAAAUGUAUUAUUCGGAGAGGAAGUUUACAAUUGUUGUAGUCCAAUUAUAAAUAUAUUGACAAUUACUUUAGACUAUGUGUGGUCCAUCUCCAGUACACACAUUAGUGCAUCAGAAGCCAGGGAUGUUACUUAUAAAGAACUUGUUAGGUUGUUCAAGGCACUACAACAUAGACUGUUUCUGGAAGUCAAAGACAGAUUUGAUCAGUCUGUUUGUAUGAAAAAUCUAACACCUCUCCUCCAAACAGUUUAUCCUUUACAUGCAUUAGUUCAGUUUUUAUCCCCUUUUCUGCUCCUUGAAUUGGUAGAUUGGAUGUUUAGUAGAGUUGAGUUAGAUGACUGGAUGGCUAAGAAUACUGCUUUAUCUGUUGGAUGUUCCUUGGCUGCUGGUGCUUUCAGUGCUUUGUCCUAUUAUCUCCGGCAGCAAAUUAGAGAUAUGCUACCGUAUGAUUUAUUUUGGGAGAUUUGUGAAAAGGGUAGCAAGGCUCAUAUAUUUGAGAAGAUCUACAGUAAAGUAGUUGACUUCGCCAUAAGCUCUGAGAUAGAUUGUGCAGAUAAAUGCUUGCUGGAAGCUGUCAGUGCUUUGUAUGGCCAGAAACACAUUCAACAACAAAAUUUUCAUCCUCUGUUAUUGGCUAUGUGUAGGAUCAUAAUGAUUACUCCAGUGGAAAUAAUUUCUUGCUGCAUUUACAAGACAAAUAUAAAGAAAGCAAAAUUCUUAUUUAUUCUCACUGAAAUGAGCUCUCUGCAUUCAUCAAUCUUUGGGCAAUUAUUUAUGAAUCUACUGAGCAGAAUUUUAGAUCAUGAUAGUGGUCUAACAGGAAGAUCCUUUGACCUUGCACUUUCAGAAGAUCACUUUUUGCUGCUUCUGCCAGCCUGUUUGUCAUACUUGAAUUCAAUUUCUCUGAGACUUGGGGAGCAGAAUCGCAAAGAGUUUAAACAUGUACCUUACUUUUAUUCAAGAAUUCUUUUGAAAGGUUUCAGUCAGUGGAAGAACUUUGUGUCUAAAGACAUAUUUGAGGAAGAUUAUGGAGAAUUCUUUCCAUUAUCUCUCAAUCAACUUCUUUGUCUUGUUGAUGGUAGUCUUCUUGGAAAAUCUCUUCAGAUAUUGCGGCAUCACUUUGCUCUUAAUGGGCAUUCAAUGACACUGAAGAAGCGAUUGAAGCUAUUUAAGCAAAUUUUCCCGAAUUCUGCUUCACAUGAUGAGCUUCUGGACUGUAAUUGUCAAGUAAUUGAUUGUUAUUCGCUGCACUGGUCUUUAAAUGUCAUUAAUCGAAUUGUUGCAAAGAUAUCACUUUGUAAAAUAUUAUUAUUUCAUGAGGAAGUAAAUGGGGAUCUUAAAGUUGUUUCUUCAGCGAUGGGAAGAAAAAUAGGAACAUCCCGGAUCCGAUUCAUCAAUAUUUUAGUGGAUAUUUGGCACUUUAUUGUUAUGAAAUUUUCCUUAGCUUCUGAUCAAUCUGUAACAAGAAAGAGCAGAAACAUAUCAUCACUAUAUAAUCGCUUGGAAGUCUUUGUGUUAAGAAAUAUUCUUGGAUUGACUGUGGAGAUUCUUGAUGAUCUUAUCCAAAUGGAAUCUAUUCCCUUCCUUGAGCAAUUAUUCAGAUCUGCACUUCUGUACAGGUUUCAUGAUCCAGUGACAGUGAAAAUCCUCCGAGUCCUGUUAACACAGCUUUACGGAGGGAAGCUAUCAUAUGAUUCAUAUCUUCAAUUAUUACUUGCUCACUCGCAGUUUGCCUCAACCAUCCAUUCAGCGUGCAAGUUGACUCAUUCUUUUCCAUCAGAUUACUAUUUGAAACCUGUACCUAGCAUUCUGAAGUGUCUAGUCUUCCCUUCUCUUGACCACUAUGAAUCUGACAGACCAUGUGAUGAGAAAAAAGCUGAGCUCUCUAGUGGACGAUUAGAAAUUAUCAAGUUACUUCGGACACUUCUGUUGAAGAAUGCUCAUCAAUCUGGUUCAGGUUCUGGAUGUGAUAGCGACAUAAACUAUAAAGAAUUACAUUCACUGCUAUGUGAUUCCUAUGGUGCAACGCUUUCCCAGAUUGACUUGGAUAUAUGGAAGCUGAUUCAGGAAAUUGAGUGUAUCAGUAAAUCAGUGUCGGAGAGUAUUCUUAAUGCAGUGUGUCUAUGGGGAACUACAGCAUUGAAAGUUAAAAUAGAUCAUCCAUCGGAGCAAUACUCAUCAAAUAUCAAGGUUGAUUCACAAGAAACCAGAGAAUGGUCGACAAGCCAACUUAGAGAAGAUAGUCCAAUUGACCCGGACACAUGCAUAUCAACCGUUCUCUUCUUUCCCUAUGACAGAAGCACCAGUGAUGAGCUACUGUUUGUAACGAAGAUUCAACCAGAUAAUGUUGGGGAAAGGGUUGAGAUAUAUUCUUCAAAUGUGCAAGUUAGAAAACAAUAUGAUCCUGCUUUCAUAUUGCGUUUCUCAAUUCAUAUAUUGUCAAAAGGUUUUGUUGAGCCAGUGGAUUUUGCUAAGUUAAGGUUGCUUGCAAUUGCAUUUGUUAGCAUGUCUUCACCUGACCUUGGGAUAAGAAAAUCGGCUUAUGAGACUCUGGGUAUAUUCAAGAAUGCUUUGGAGAAGUGCCAAAAGAGGAAGGAUGUAGUAGGACUUCGCCUUCUAUUAACUACUGUGCAAAACAGUAUAGAAGAACCAUGGCAACGAAUCCCUUCAGUUAUUGCUCUUUUUGUUGCUGAGGCAUCUUGUAUUUUGUUAAAUUCUUCACAUGAUCAUUUUGCUGCUAUAAGUAAAUUGUUGACACACUCUUCUAAGUUGAAUUUACGGGUUAUACCUCUGUUUGAUGACUUUUUGUGGAGUACUUCUGUUAAUUUCAAAGCAGAAAGGUUAUGGAUGCUUCGGCUAGUAUAUGCAGGGCUAAAUUCUGAUGAUGACGCCUUGCUGUACAUCAGGAACUCUAUCCUUGAGAGCCUAUUGAGCUUUUAUAUGUCUCCUCUUUCUGAUUUUGAAUCAAAGGAGCUGGUUAUGGAGGUUAUACAAAAGUCUGUCAAAUUGCAUAAGAUUGCUUGCCAUCUAGUGAAACAUUGUUCUCUUUUUUCAUGGUUCUCAUCUCUCAUCUCGGUAAUUGGAGAGAGGUUUAAUGGUGGCGAAGAAAGAUUUUUCUUGAAGCAAGCAUUGGCAAUAUUGAAGGCUGUCAAUGAUGUCAUUUCAUGGGGAAGCAUCUCAAAAUGGCUGCAAAAUUUUGCUCUUGAGCAGCUGGCAGAACUUUCUUCUAAUCUAUUUAAUUACAUACUCCAUGAUGCAACAUUGAUGGUUGAAGCUGUGGCAUUACUUAAUCCCUUGCUGCAAAUGAUAGUGUCGCUGUUGAAAAUAUCCCAAAAAAGGAAAACAUGUCAGCCACAUUUUACCCUAUCAAUGGAGGGCUUAUUUAAGAUAUACCAAGUUGUUGGUCAGUUUAAUCUUGCACAUAUUAAUCCAGAGUUGGCGCUUGAAGCUAUACUUAUGAAUGGGCCUCCUGUCUCCAUUUUCCUGAUGCAUGAAGAAAGGCUUGAAAGCUUUCUUAAGUGGGCAAUUUCAACUGCUUUACAAUCAGAGUCUUCUCGAAAGUUAAUGUCUAAUGAGUCUCAAGUAUAUUCAAUGAAGGAGUCUGGUGAUGUGCAGCGUAAAAAUUCUUUGCUGUCAAAAUUUCUCCGCUGGUUAACAGCAUCAGUGAUUAUUGGGAAACUCUAUCAGAAAUAUGAUUAUAUGGAUGCCAAGUUUUUCGAACCACAAAACUUUAACUCCCUCUACUCUCUACUGCUCCACAUUGAAAACGUUUAUGGACGAAGAGAUGAAAUAAGAAUUGCUGGUGAGGAGUUACUGGCUUCUACAAUUUUCUCUCUCCAACUGCUUCUUGGUGUCAAUUGUGAAGUGCUACCCUCAGUUGUAUCUGCUCUGUGUCUCCUACUUUUUAAUGCUUCUGAUUCUGCAGUGGGGAAAACUGACUUAUUGCAAGACAACGAUUCUCUGAUAUCAUCGCUCUGUUCAAGGAUACAGUGUCCUCCAGAAGCUAAUCCUGCUUGGAGAUGGUCAUUUUACCAGCCGUGGAAGGAUCUUUCACUGGAACCAACUGAUGUACAGAUGAUGGAGCAGUAUCAUGCUUGCCAAAUCUUGUUAUUAAUCAUCUCAAAUGUGCUUGGUGGAAGGAAGUUAGAAUCCGCUAAUCUAUCACACAUAGAUAUUGAGACAUCUGAUGUAUUUAAAUGGGAAAGAAGUUUGCUUGAAAAUGAUUCUUGAUACGAAGUUAGCAUUGUAGAUAUUUUUGUUGUACUUUGAUUUUGUAUUUAUUAGGGUAUUACAUUCUUGUUCUAUGUAAACUCAUAUUUGAUUGAAUAGAUAUAGAUAUAAGACAAUUUGAUCUCGUU
Molecule: messenger RNA, 8196 nt
Organism: Prosopis cineraria
Lineage: Eukaryota; Viridiplantae; Streptophyta; Magnoliopsida; Fabales; Fabaceae
Exons: 13
Coding region: 350-8068 (2572 amino acids)
Biological process (GO): maturation of 5.8S rRNA from tricistronic rRNA transcript (SSU-rRNA, 5.8S rRNA, LSU-rRNA); maturation of LSU-rRNA from tricistronic rRNA transcript (SSU-rRNA, 5.8S rRNA, LSU-rRNA)
Cellular component (GO): nucleolus
Source: RefSeq, a predicted model, not a curated record